AUGGAUGCAGGGGUGGUGCGAGACGAAGAUCUGCCUGACCUCGUGGCAAUGGUCGAAAGCAGACUGCAUGAAUUGCCUGAACUUGGCCACACGGGAUUGCAACUCGACGGCUACGCGCGAGUCCUAUGCGAUAUUAUCCAGAGCAGUGUCAAGAUAAAAGGUCAGAAAACGGGUCGGUUCAGGCCGACGGCAUGGUGGAACGAUGAAUGCAGGACCGCUGUCGAGGAGUACAGAAGGGCAGUCAAAGGCAUGAUAAGUCAAGAGGAGAAGGUGGCGGCGAAAAGGGAGUUCCGACGGGUGGUCCGUCGGGCGAAGAGGGAACACUGGCAAGCUCUCAUCGAUGGAGCGGACAACCAGAAAGAAAUAUUUAGGAUCGUGUCAUGGCACAAGCUAAGCUUGGGAUUGAGUGCACCGCCGAUCGCAGCAAAUGGAACUACAUACGAGUCCCAGCUGGAGGAAGCAAAAGCGUUAAGGAAAGCAACGCUGGAACGGAACAAUGCCUCUAACGACAUCAACGACCCCUGGUCCGUCAAUGUCCAGCCGAGAACAUCCAUCCGUUUCGACCUGGAAAUUACCUCGGAGGAAGUAGAAGCAUGCACAGUCGGUAGUCGCAGCACCUCACCGGGGGUGGACGGCCUGACGGUCAGGAUCCUCAAGGCAUGCUGGCCGGUGAUUGGAGAACGGGUCAGGAACCUCUUCCAGACGUGCAUCAGCAAUGGCCACCACCCGGCGCCGUUCAAGGUGGCGGAGGUGGUCAUGAUCCCCAAGCCCGGGAAGAAGGACUACUCUGACCCUGGAACGUACCGACCGAUCUCGCUGCUAUCAUGCCUUGGCAAGGGCUUGGAGAGACUACUGGCACGAAGGAUGGCGUGGACCGUGGUCGAACAUGGGAUCCUAGCGUCACAGCACUUUGGAGCACUGCCGAAGUGGUCGGCGACAGAUCUCGUCGCGGCACUGAUCCACGACAUCAAACAGGCCCUCGACCAGGGUCUUGUAGCCACACUUGUCACCGCAGACGUGAAGUGA
This is a messenger RNA of Neoarthrinium moseri, 1026 nucleotides long. RefSeq lists its product as uncharacterized. The transcript has a single exon. NCBI's taxonomy places the organism in Eukaryota, Fungi, Ascomycota, Sordariomycetes, Amphisphaeriales, Apiosporaceae. The record is from RefSeq and is a predicted model, not a curated record. Bases 1 to 1026 code for a protein of 341 amino acids.